AAAAUUUUAAUUAUUUAUCUUUUUAAUUUUAAUAGUUGAUAUUUAUUCAUAUUUAUAAAAGGAUGGAAAACAGACAGCAUUUCCAAAUUGGAUUGUUAAGAAUUUCUUUAUGCAUCGGAAUUGGUUUAUGUUGUUUUCUCAAGCAGAGAGAUCAUUAGAUCAUAGGUUCUUUCUAUCAUGUUCUGCUACUGUUGAUAUUGUGUAAUGGUGAGAACUUGGAAGCAAUUGUUGACUUCUGUAAAGAUGGAAUUUUUGUAAUUUGGGAGUAAAUGAAUGGUAUCUUUAUUGCAGUAAAAGCCUUAAAUGAGAUUAAAGCAUCACUUGGAUGGAGAGUGGUAUAUUCAUGGGUUGGAGAUGAUCCCUGCGGUGAUGGUGAUUUGCCUCCUUGGUCUGGUGUAACUUGCUCAACUCAAGGAGAUUAUAGAGUUGUUACAGAAUUGGAAGUUUAUGCAGUAUCCAUUGUUGGUCCUUUUCCCCUUGCUGUAACUAAUUUGUUGGAUUUGACACGGCUGGAUCUUCAUAACAACAAGUUGACUGGCCCAAUUCCUCCACAAAUUGGACGGCUGAGAAGGCUUAAAAUACUAAAUUUGAGGUGGAAUAAACUACAAGAUGUACUCCCUCCUGAAAUUGGAGAGUUGAAAAGACUAACACAUCUGUCUCUGAGCUUUAAUAAUUUUAAGGGUGAAAUUCCUAAGGAGCUUGCAAACCUACCAGAGCUUCGCUAUCUCUACCUUCAAGAAAAUCGCUUCAGUGGGCGUAUUCCACCAGAGUUGGGGACAUUACAAAACCUUCGGCACUUAGAUGUUGGUAAUAAUCAUUUAGUGGGUACAAUUAGAGAACUUAUUCGAUAUGAAGGAAGCUUUCCAGUUCUGCGAAAUUUGUAUCUGAAUAAUAAUUACUUGACUGGAGGAAUCCCAGCUCAGCUAGCGAACUUGACAAAUUUGGAGAUUUUGCACCUUUCCUACAACAAGAUGUCUGGAGCAAUUCCGAUGGCACUUGCCUCUAUUCCUAGCUUGACAUAUUUGUACUUGGAUCAUAACCAGUUCUCAGGCAGGAUUCCAGAUGCAUUCUACAAGCAUCCUUUCUUGAAAGAGAUGUACAUAGAAGGGAAUGGAUUCCGGCCAGGUGUGAACCCCAUUGGUGUCCAUAAGGUCCUUGAACUUUCUGACACAGAUUUCUUGGUCUAGUCAAACCAUCAGGAAGGGCCGUUUGUUUGCAAAAAACGUGAUAAUGAUCCAUGAAAAUACAGGGCUCGUAUUUUAUCUUCUCUUCAAUAUUCUAGGGAAGAUGUUCUGCAAGUUCUGGUUAAAUCUAUCAUGGUGGUUGUGCUGAAGAUGUUAGAGGCAAACGUUACCAUUUUCAGCAGCCUUGUAUCACAAAGUAGUUUCUUAUGUCAAAAGAAAUGUUAACUUAAAAUUGUCAGCUGAAAUUUAGCAUUUCAUGAAUCAAAUGUCAAAAUAUAUGUAGUUAUUUUCAGUUUUUCAUUUCUUGCCUGGGGGAGGCAUGGGAAUGAGAUGGAUGGGAAGCAAAAGGUGAAAUUUGACUAUUCUUGCUUGGUUGGAUCUUUCCGUUAAUAGAAACAAAAAAAAAAAAAAAAC
Rubroshorea leprosula is the source of this 1598-nucleotide messenger RNA. NCBI's taxonomy places the organism in Eukaryota, Viridiplantae, Streptophyta, Magnoliopsida, Malvales, Dipterocarpaceae. The record is from the annotation of a GenBank genome assembly.